Penicillium antarcticum is the source of this 1257-nucleotide messenger RNA. RefSeq lists its product as uncharacterized. NCBI's taxonomy places the organism in Eukaryota, Fungi, Ascomycota, Eurotiomycetes, Eurotiales, Aspergillaceae. The transcript has a single exon. The record is from RefSeq and is a predicted model, not a curated record. The coding region runs from base 1 to 1257 and encodes 418 amino acids.
AUGAAAAGAGUCGCCCUAACAGCCCAAAAGGGCGUCCAGCCAAAGGGUUCAAUCUGUCAGUUGUGUCAAUUCUCGACUUCAGCUCGUCGCGGUCUCCCUUUCGCACGAUCAACACCCGAGAGUCGAUCCCCGGCUUCCAAUCUCCGUCUACAGGCGUCGAAGCGCAGCAGCCGGUUGACUGUGAACUCUCCCUUACUCAAUGCGCGCCGAUAUGCCUCCGCUGCAUCCGAGAUGAGCCCAAAGGCGGCAAUUAAAGCUAUUGAGCAGGAUGCAGCUGCCUUGCACAAAUCGGACGCAGUGCCUGCCAAUGAGGUAGUGUUAGAAUUGCUACAAAGAUGCCAACGAGUUGCCGAAUCCCUGGUCUCGCCAUCAUAUUUAGGCGAGGGUUCAUCAACCGGCAAGGGUAAUGCGAUAUCCUCCCUAUUGGACCUGGAGGAGAAGGAAAAUGCUGUAAAGAGCAAAGGCCAGGCGCAAUCCUCACAGCAGCCAGACCCGCAAUUAGCAGACUCAAUCUCCCAUAUUUCCAAUUCCCUUCUAAAGGAUGAAAAGGUCUUCAUCUCACCUGAAGCCCUGGAGUGCUACACCGAGACACAGACCCUCCUACGCCGGGCCGAGCACUUCCCCGAGAUCUUCCACCUCUACGCCAACAAACCUGUGCCAGAAGAGAACAGCUCCCCAGUGAAGUUGAUCCAGGCCAAACCGAAGAGUGUCAACAGCGCAAUCCCCGCCGAGCUGGCCAACAAAGCCCUAGAAGUUGCCAUUGCGCAGAAGAACUUGUCACUAGUAUUAGCCAUCAUCGACAACACCUUCUGCGCACCAGCCUUCCACCGCGCAAAGGUCUUCAAGAAAGCAGGUGUCCCCUUGGCUGGUCUGGCCGCUGCUCCAGCUGCAUGCUACGCCGUGGCCUCAUGGGCAGCAACCUUCCAAAACACAAUGGACCCGAACGUCGCGACUGGAAUCGCGUUCGCUGCAACGCUGGCUUAUGUCGGUGGUACAUCGUCCAUGGGUAUUUUGGCCAUUACCACAGCCAAUGAUCAGAUGGAGCGUGUUGUAUGGAUUCCUGGUAUUCCUCUGCGGCAACGGUGGUUGCGUGAGGAGGAACGCGCUGCUAUGGAUAGAGUUGCUGUUGCGUGGGGGUUCAAGGAUCCUUAUAUGCGUGGUGAAGAGGUGGGCGAGGAGUGGGAGAGUCUACGUGAGUUUAUUGGUAUGCGCGGCAUGAUUCUAGAUAAGACGGAACUCAUGGAGGGUAUGGAGUGA